Molecule: messenger RNA, 603 nt
Organism: Sitodiplosis mosellana (orange wheat blossom midge)
Lineage: Eukaryota; Metazoa; Arthropoda; Insecta; Diptera; Cecidomyiidae
Gene: Blos1
Product: biogenesis of lysosome-related organelles complex 1 subunit 1
Exons: 4
Coding region: 74-451 (125 amino acids)
Biological process (GO): endosomal transport
Cellular component (GO): BLOC-1 complex
Source: RefSeq, a predicted model, not a curated record
UUUUUUAAUUUGGAAACAACUUGUCGAUUUGAUCCACAAUUACAUAAACAAAAAAGGCUUUUUUAGAUUCGAAAUGUUGUCAUCUCUUGUUAAGGAUCAUCAGGCGAAGCAAGCUGCAAAAAGAGAAGAAUUGGAGAAUAAUCGAAAGGAGGCAAUUGCAGCAUCCAGUGAAUUAACACAAGCACUCGUUGAUCACUUGAAUGUUGGUGUGGCUCAAGCAUAUUUAAAUCAAAAACGAUUGGACGCUGAAGCAAAACAAUUGCACACAAGUGCAAUAAAUUUCGCAAAACAAACGCAACAAUGGAUGGGCCUAAUUGAAGGAUUUAGCAGCGCACUUAAGGAAAUUGGUGAUGUAGAGAACUGGGCACAUAGCAUCGAAAAUGAUAUGGUUUCAAUUAAUGAGACUCUGAAUUUAGCCUAUAAAAAGAGCCGUGAUAGUACAACACAAUAGGCCAUACAGAUAUAUUUUUUAUUCUAUGAUAACAUUGACAGUGUUGUUACCAUGAAAGCAUAAAAAUAAAACUCUUUUCAAUAAAGUACUGAAUACUGAAAAAUUGAUUUUCUAAACUCGUUUAUGAUGACAUUCGUCAACAAAACAAUCAA